Sinocyclocheilus grahami is the source of this 1356-nucleotide messenger RNA. RefSeq names its product N-alpha-acetyltransferase 30-like. Gene Ontology annotation, molecular function: protein-N-terminal amino-acid acetyltransferase activity. The coding region runs from base 313 to 1356 and encodes 347 amino acids. Gene Ontology annotation, cellular component: NatC complex. Gene Ontology annotation, biological process: N-terminal peptidyl-methionine acetylation. The record is from RefSeq and is a predicted model, not a curated record. Lineage: Eukaryota; Metazoa; Chordata; Actinopteri; Cypriniformes; Cyprinidae. The transcript has 3 exons.
UGCCCAGGGGCGCAAAAAAAGCCGUUUGGAAUUCGCUCAAUAUAUUAAAAACUCAAUUUCCCAGCAUCCUUUACUGCAACGCGCCGACACAGUGUCGUAAAUCAUCCGCCCUGCUUUACGGCAGAUAUUAGGCUAGUGUGGAGUGAAUUGAGUAAUGGCAGGAACAGACACGAGAUAGUCCACGAACUUUACGUUAUUUUUACAUUUAUCAGGUACCAGCAGCCGGACGCACGUCUGUGUUCGUCGUCGUUCGCUGUGAGAGGCUGGUUCCGACCCCGUUUUUCUGUCAUCAUAGUAACUGUAUGCAGUGGAAUGGCUGAAGUGCCGCCUGGGCCUAACACACUGCCUUCAUCCCCGAGCGAGAUCACACCACUGCCCGUGGACGGGUGCACCUUACUGGGCACCGAUGAGGGACGGGACAUCAUCAGCCCCGGCCCGGGACACCAGCACGCCGGCAACCAUAAGUCGAUAGUCAAAUCCAACCAGAACAACUUGCAUCCUAAUGCAUCAGCCGCCCAGUUCCACACAGCCCAGCUGAACGGGGUCCAGUGCAACCACACUCACGUCCAACAACACCGGCCGUCCGACAAUCAAAACGCCGCUUCCGAUCACCACUUGGACGGCAUCUGCGAGACGCAGAGCGAUCACACGGAAAACAACAAUUUCACGAGAAAUAAACGAUGCAGUGAUAUAUCGCAGAGCCAGUCGCCGCCGAACAACGGGAUCAACUGCACUGAUAGCAUGGCGAUAACGGAGAGCAGCUCGUGUCGACUGGAGAACGAUGUAAGUAGCAGGACUGGUUCGGGGGAUCGGGCUCGAGUGGCUGCGGCUGCGGCAGCGCUGAUGGACGGGGCUGAGUCAGGCCCGGGCCCGCAGCGCGCUGGAGUAGAUCUGGCGGCGGCUGACAGCGCUCCGGUGGCGGGGAUGUCGAGACUAGCGCUGGAGGAGCACGACGACUCCAUCCGAUACGUGAGAUACGAGUCUGAGCUCCAGAUGCCCGAUAUCAUCCGACUCAUAACUAAAGACUUAUCUGAGCCCUACUCCAUAUACACCUAUAGGUACUUUAUUCACAACUGGCCUCAGCUCUGCUUUCUGGCGAUGGUUGAGAAGGACUGUGUCGGUGCCAUUGUGUGUAAGCUAGACAUGCAUAAGAAGAUGUUCCGUCGCGGAUACAUCGCCAUGCUCGCUGUGGACUCCAAAUUUCGCAGGAAAGGCAUUGGCACCAACCUUGUGAAAAAGGCCAUUUAUGCUAUGGUGGAGGGAGAUUGUGAUGAGGUAAGAGAAUCAUCUUGUCAAGAUUUGACACUAUGGGUGUGUUUGGAAUGGAACUACUACAUACUUCAUACUACACGGUAG